AUGCUCCACUCAAGACUAAGCAGUCUACUGUGUAAGUACAACUAUGACCAGUGCUAGUGAACAUUUGAUUUUAACAUAGCUCAGAAUGAAACUGGAUUUUGUAUUUUUGCAGAAGAGUUGUAAAGCAUUGACAUAUCUUAUCAAAGUGUACUAGUUUGAUUUAUGUUUAUAUAUUACAGUAUUAUGAUACAUUAUAUAAAGAGGCUUUGUCAUACUGUAUGUCAACGCAAAUCUGCUCUUACUAAUAUAUUAAAGUCAGUUACAUAAAUAUUUUCCUGUCCAACAAUCUUUUUUUUCUAAAAUGGAUUUAUUAAUCAGUGCAUUUCCUAUUCUUUUUUUUUUUUUUUUUUUUUUUUAAGUCAAUUUGGUCUUUGUAAUACGUCAAACAAAGAGUUUGGUCUAAACCUGCUCUUUUGGAAAGCGUCUUGCGAUAACAAUUUUUGUGAUUUAACGCUAGAGAAUAAAAAUUUAGUUGAUUGAUUGAUUGGAUUUGUUUCACUUCUACUUAAACAUAUUAGGGAAACUGUGUAAGACUGCUGAAAGUACUCUAUGUCAGCCCCACAGAUCACUUUAGCUGUCAUAUUAGACCCAGAUGCCGCUAAUGUUUGUUUGGAUAAAGCUAUCUUGAACAAUGGGAAUCUUCCUACCUUUCUUGUUUAAAAAAGUUUUUUUAACAUAUUGACUUUACAUUAUUUAGUAGGUAAAAGGGAGAUAAAGUAAGAUGCCACAUUUAUAAGUAAUUUAUAUUGACUUGCGGACAAAAGCUUCUGUUUAGUGCAAGUUUGAGAUACAUUUAAGUCGUUCACAAUUUGGGUAAUACUAUUUGACUUUUUUCUUCUGCAGUGUUUGCAGCAACAUGUUUGCUGCCCAUGAUGUCAGGUAAGCAUCUGAGUGAAUAUGAAAUGUUAUUGCUUUUAUUUCUGUGUGGUGUUUUGAACCUCCUCAGCUGAUAUUUUAAAACCUCCUUUUUUCAGUUAUCUCCAUGGAGAGCGUUGUCACCUGUGAUAAUGCCAACGACGUCCAGCGCCUGAGCUGUGGUAUGAAUAAACGUAGUUGUAUUUCCCAGUUGAAAAGUCUUGGUAAACUUACUCAGUGCUUGUUUCUUGUUAAAAGAGGACCAGUCAGGAAGUAUUAGCCAAUGAAAGUUUACGCUCAAUGCAGUGUGUAACUUGUCAGUUUUUAAAUUGGGAUCUUUGAUUUUACGUUUUUGCUAAUAAAUACCGAAUAUAAAAGCAGAAAAAGGUUGCACAAGUCAAGCUGUCAAGCUUCAUGAUGACUAUCAGAUCAGGAAUAUCAAGUUGAGCUCCAUUACCAUGACUCAGGUCAUUCUGGUCCUCCUGAAAGAGAAAAAUAACAAUAGGUGCUUGAGAGUUUUCCAGGAAGUUCAGAGAGAAAAAAACAUUGCAACAUAACAUUUUAGUUCAGGCUCAUUUAUCAUGUCUGAACUUAACUGAACAAUACACCAUCCCCUCAAAGUUUAACCUUGGGCUUUGGUCUUGGUUCUUACUUUUUGCAUUUGUGUGCAUUAGACAAUGGAGUGAUCAGUGUGCAGGCAGCACUCUAUGGGCGUAAAAACAGGAUGACCUGCAGCAGAGGAAGACCUCAAGAACAGCUUUCCAAUACAGAGUGCACCCAGGAAGGCACAGCGGAUAUCCUCAAGAGAAGGUACACAUGAUAUAUUACACAUAUAAUACUAUAAUAUCAGUUGUCACUGCAUAAUUCUGGGUGUGGAAGUUGUUGCAUAGAUGACCUAACUUUUAUAGUUAGAUCAUCUAUGUCACUGGGCUUAAAAAUGAAUCAUCUCAAGUGUAGUACUCAAGCAGAUCUCAAGGAGGGCCUUUGUAUAUCAACUCAGACAGGAUACGGUUGUAUAUUCUGAAAUACUUGUGCACCUUAACAGUGUAAUGCAUGGACAUGUCUCAGUGACGUCACCCAUUAGUAUUGAAGCUGGGCAUGGGUGCUACAUUAGAAAUGCAGAUCCCAACCUAAAUUUCUACAGUUUGCCAAACACAAUUCACCAAAAGAUUCACUUUACUUACAGUGCAUGCCAUGAGAGAACUGAACCCUCCGGAGUAAAUCAUUUUUUAAAUAACCAGACUGUAAACACAUGUAUUUACUCUCAUUGAAUUACAUAGUAUUUGGCUAAAUCAUCAAAAUGUAUUUGUGGGAUAACCAUUAUGGGCUCUAUUUUGGUGCCUUGCCGGAGACGUGCCGCAAACGCAGCGUCAGUCAGAUCCGCCGCGCUGACAAGGCGUUCCCAAGCACAUUUUGGUAUUUUGGUGAGCCGUGCAGCCCGGCGUAAGUAUCCCCCCUCCCUAACUCGGCUCCUCCCAGCACCAUAAGUCAUAGAUGGGGAGGAGAGAGGGCGUGUAGUGGGUUUAACACAGCCGAGACCUGUUUUCACCAAUCACAUAAGCUCCUCUCCUUGCCUUUAAAUCCGCCACAGGCGAGGCGUAUUACUAUUUUCAUGAAGUAGUCAAAGAGAUCAAGAGAUGUCUUAAGACAGUAAUGCCACAAGAUGGCGACAGAGGGCAGCUCCUCAACAAGUGUCCUCCACACCCUCUCAUAUAAGCACAGAUGGAUUUGGUGUGUGUAAUGUUGGACCCAGUGGUAAGACAAACACCCUUUUCCACAAAUAAAGACACUCACAUAAAGUUGCAUAUAUUCAAACCUCACGUGACAAAGGUGGGUUGAGCGCACAGAUCACAACAUUAACUCCAAAAAUGGCAUUAAAAUCGGAACCAUCUGUGCGUAAAUGACGCAUCGCGCUCCGUGACCUGGCUCUUUCUUUCAUAGAUGUUGGCAUAUAAAAUAAAUUUGGCCCACAAAACUGAAUAUUAUAAUAUCCGUAUGUCGGCUUAAAGUAGAUCACGCAUCUGAGCACUGAAACAAAUCAUCUGUUCAGCCGCAGCAGCAGCAAGACGGACAGAGGACACGGAGACGUGUCCAGGUCGAGCUGUGCGAGAAAUAAGAGGAAGAGGAAGAAAGAAAAGGAGGGAGACGAAUUACAUAUCUUGUUAACUUCAUCAUGUGUGUAUAUUUACUAGAUAUUUAAUUUAAUUUGAUGCGGUUCCAGCUGUGUUGAUUCGGUCAUCAGAUCAGAUAUAGAUCAGAAUAUAUCAAUAUAGAUCUAAAUGUAUGUGCUGACUCAGAUUAAUAGUUGAUGAUGAUUAUUUAUUGGACUGAAAUUUGCCUGACACUGUGGAAACCUGCCGGUGAGGCAUCAGUGACGUAUGUUGAUACGCCGCCGGUCUACCAAAAUACUACUGGACCAGCUGCGUUCCGCCUUGCGCUGAAAGCUGACCAGGUUUGAAUCGGCGAGCUUUCAGCGCACUUUACACGCCGGUGGCGAGCACGAAAAUGUCACUGCGCCAGCUGAUUCUGUCGACACCUCCCCCUGCCACGCCACCACGCCCAGCUUGGCGGAUCUCGGCUCGCCUCCGUGCGGCUCAGUCCACGAAAAUACCAAACUGGCCUUACGCCGGGCUCCGCCAGACGAAAAUACAACUGCGCGGGGCUCGCCGCCCUCCGCCGCCUCACUGGCGCGCACGAAAAUAGAGCCCAAGAUGUUUAUGUUUAUAUGCUGUAUGUUGCAUGUUCUGUUUCUCAUUUGGUGAGACUCCAAAAUGAGGAUCCAGUCUCUUUCCAUACUUUUGCUCUGGAUAACUGAGUAGUGGAUGUGUGAAACACAUUUUAUGUGAAGCAGAAACAUGACAAAUAAAGAAAUCUGAAUCUGACUGAAAGUAUUGGAUCAAGGACAGACUGCUGAAGAACCCCUAUAGCAAAAAUUACCAUUUACCUCUCCUUGAAGUGCAACUUAAAUCAAACUAUGGGUUACAACAGAACUUAUCCCAGGGUUGUUUUGUUUGAUGUACUCACAAGGUACUUGUGCUUUUAGAAGCGAAAUAAGUGAAGAGACCCAUUGAAGCCUUCCAUAGGCAAAUGGCUCCUUACUGUAAGUCCCCCACAACAUGAGAUAGAUGGGGACAAAUGGAAAACUAGAGCCAGUAAGUUUCUAGGGUAAUCAAGCUGACACCUUUCUUUGCCUGCGUUUCUAAGUCAGGUCAAGUGAAGGCUCAGCAGUGAACCCGUCAUAUCCACAAGCAGUACCUCUAUAUGUUGGCUACUGCCCACAUGCAUAGUUUUGAUCUGUGCUUAACACAUGCUUUUAUCACUUGCCUACAGGUGUGACGGCAAGAUGGUGUGUGAGUUUAACACAGACAUUGUCCGUACCUCUGAUCCCUGUGUUGGUAUCUACAAAUACCUGGAAACCAACUUCACCUGCCUCCCAGCAGGUUGGUCACGUCUUUGCACCAAACGAUCAAUAAAACAACCUGCCACUUCUAUCUUGUGAUGUCUUAGAUGUUCCUCGAUCCUUUUUAAAAUCUAGGGGAGAUAGAGCAUUUUCUGUCAUGGCUCCCACUUUGUGGAACGCUUUACCCCUUACAGUGCGCACUGCUAACAGCCUUUCCUCUUUUAAAACACUUCUGAAGACGCACCUGUUCACUUUAGCUUUUGGGGAAGUAUAGCUACUUUUAUUGGGUAUUUUAUUUAUGUGCUAUGUUUAUCUAUAUUGUUGUUUUAUGUUUUAUGCUUUUAUAGUUUUUAUAGUUUUUACUGUCUCUGGCUAUUUUACUGUAAAGCACUUUGGUAAGCCACUGGCUGUUUUUAAAUGUGCUAUAUAAAUAAUGCUGACAUUGACAUUGACAUGUCUAAUGUGAUUCAUAUGUGUUCUUCAACAGUCCAUCUUACUACCUGUGAGCACUCCUAUGCACAUUUGUAUUGUGGUAGGUUCCUCUUUCAAAAUUAGUUGCACAAAAUCUUAACAGAAAAUGUUUUACAACUUGGGUUGGUUGCUUUUUACACCACACCUGUCUUGCCAAAUUUCCUUCCUGUUUCUUCCCAGAUGAAGGGCAGGUCAUAAAUGUCUAUGGCGCUGACUAUGGACGUCGUGAUCCGACUACAUGCUCUUAUAAAAGGCCUGCCUCUCAGGUUGAAGAUGUUACCUGUUCACUUCCCACAAACAAGGUUGCUGAUAGGUAUGGUUGCCAACUCUUUUCCAACUUAUAUGCAAGGUUGAACUAAAAAAUGCAAGAUAAGACUUUGUGGUUAUCUCACAACCUAAUUAAUGUCACCCCAAUUUUACUCUACAUCCACAGCUGCAAUGGGAAGAACAGCUGCAUGGUGAAAGCCAGCAACUCGGUCUUUAAUGACCCCUGCGUGGGCACUUACAAGUACCUGGAAGUGGCAUAUGUAUGUGAAUGUAAGUGGUUUGAAUCAGUCAAAACUGUUUCAUGGUGUGGAAUGGAGUGAUAUGCAAGUGAUUGCUUACACAACAAUCUUUGCAGCAGUAUAUUAAAAGAUGUGAUAAAUUAUUCACACUCUCUAUUAAAGAAUCAGUAAUAACCUGGUGUGACUGUAUUUUUUCAGUUCUUCUAUUUUUGUAACCAGUCACAUUUUUCUGACCCAAAGCUUUUAUUUUUCCCAAACAGAUCCUGUAAACGCUCCAGGGGAUUCUGAACACAUGAUGGAAUAA
Messenger RNA from Xyrichtys novacula (pearly razorfish), 5536 nucleotides. The record is from the annotation of a GenBank genome assembly. NCBI's taxonomy places the organism in Eukaryota, Metazoa, Chordata, Actinopteri, Labriformes, Labridae.